AUGUCAAGCGCCAAGCAGGACGUAUCCACAGCCGAGCUGGGUCAGGUUGACCCACGGUCCUCAAUCGACGGCGACGAAUCAACAUCACUCUUACCUACCCAGCGUCAACAAAAGCAACCCCCUGGCAACAACAACAAUGGUGGCAAGCGAUUGAGCACCGCCAGCAACGGCAGCAAUCACUCCCUCUCCGAGAAGGCAAGAAAGAAGAUCAUUAUUACCCUCACCACUAUUUCUGGAGCUUUGCUCGUCAUCCUCGCCUUUACUCUCAUUGGCAAGGUCGGCGACCCUCCAGUCAUCGAGAAGAACAGACCGGUGCUGAUCAAGGCCAAGAAUGGAGCAGUUGCAGCCGAGGAGAUCCAUUGCUCAGAGAUUGGUGUUGAAGUGUUGAAGGAGGGAGGAAACGCAGUGGAUGCAGCGAUUGCCUCUUGUCUGUGCAUCGGUACCAUCAACUCAUUCUCGGCCGGUAUUGGCGGAGGAGGGUUUAUGGCCAUCCGUCUACCCAAUGGGACAGUCGAGACGAUCGACUUUCGCGAGACUGCUCCUGCAGGGGCCUACUCGACCAUGUUCAAGAAGGACCCGAUGCUCGCCCAACUUGGUGGACUGUCAGUCGCAGUGCCCGGUGAAAUCAGGGGUCUCGAGUUGGCACACAAGCGCCAUGGCACACUGCCCUGGAAGAGGCUGUUUGCGCCCUCUGUCAAGAUGGCCAGGGAGGGAUGGGCGGUUGGUCCUGAGCUUGCUAAUCGCAUCCAGAGGGUACGCGAGAUGAUGGAGACUGAGCCAGACUGGAAGCAUGUGUUUGCGUCAUCGGAUGGUGUUGCACUGGUGGAAGGACAGUGGAUCAAGCGUGAGGCCCUUGCAGACACGUUGGAGAAGAUUGGUGAAGAGGGAGCGGAUGCGUUUUAUACGGGUGCGAUUGCCCAGAGGAUUGUCGACCAUGUGCAAAAGCAUGGAGGCAUCAUGACCAUGGACGACAUGAAGGGUUACAAACCCUUGGUCAAGGAGCCCGUUUUCGGAUACUACCAAGGUCGCAAGGUGUACACGUCCCCGGCACCGACCAGUGGACCAGCACUCAUCAGCAUCCUCAACAUUCUCGAGCGAUACAACAUGGGCAAAUACAAGCAGGAUAUCAACAUUGAAACCCAACGCUUUAUCGAAGCCAUGAAGUUCGGUUUUGCACAGAGGACUGAGCUGGGCGACCCCGACUUUACCGAUCUCACGAGCAUCGUCAAGUCAAUGAUCUCCAAAGACACAGCAUCAGCCAUCCGCGCCAACAUCUCCGAUACACGCACAUUCCCAGUAGAGUACUACAACCCCCACUGGGGCCCGAUCGACAACCACGGCACGACACACAUGUCGACAGUAGACAGGGAUGACAUGGCUGUAGCAUUGACCUCGACUGUCAAUCUCUUGUUUGGUUCCAAGCUGCUGGACCCGAAAACGGGCGUGAUCCUGAACAAUGAGAUGGACGACUUUUCGAUUCCCGGACAUGCGAAUGCCUUUGGACUGCAGCCCUCGCCCUUCAAUUACCCUGAGUCUGGCAAGAGACCCUUGUCGUCGUGUGUGCCAACUAUUGUUGAGCGGGAUGGCAAGUUUGAGAUGUCUCUUGGUGGAAGUGGAGGUUCCCGGAUCUUGACCGCUGUUCUGCAGACGAUGCUGAAUGUGUACAACUAUGACCUCAAUAUCAUGGAGGCGAUUGAGAACCCCCGAAUCCACCACCAGUUAAUGCCGCAUGUGGUCGAUAUCGAGGCGGGAUACCCAGAAGGCGAGAUUGCCUACCUCAGAUCGGUUGGACACAAUGUCACGAUCUUUGACCGUGCACUGGCUAAAGCUGAGAUCCAGGCCGUCAUGCGCCAGGCUGAUGGAUUUGUCUAUGCUUCCAGUGAUACUCGCAAGCAUGGCAUUGCAGCCGGGUACUAA
This is a messenger RNA of Linnemannia hyalina, 1917 nucleotides long. The record is from the annotation of a GenBank genome assembly. Lineage: Eukaryota; Fungi; Mortierellomycota; Mortierellomycetes; Mortierellales; Mortierellaceae.